AUGACAAAAUGUCUUUUCAAGGCUUUAAAAGCCGUUGGCCUUGACAAACAUGUGGAAUUAUUUCGUUCCCUUGGAUAUGAAUCGGCAGGUGCAUUAGCACAUUUUCGUACUGAGCAUUUCGAAAGAUUAAAUCUAACUGAACAAGAAUUGCUGCAUCUCAUUUCUCUACUUGACGUUCUCAAAGAAGCCACACGUGAUGGGAAGAUCUGUCCGCAUUACUUCUCUUCGAAUAAACAGCAAACAAAUAUCAAAUCAGCCAGUUCCGUACGAGCCAGUUGGUGUGAGGAAACAAGUACGAAAAUUUCGUCGAAACGAGCGAAAAGUUCUACUGAUCCAUUGAGACGUUCAACAAUUCCUCGUGAACAAGUUCUUCUAGAAAAAACAUCGACAAUUCUUAGUCGAGAGCAGAUUUUCAUUCCAUGGAAGACUACCACUCAAAAACUCACAGGAGCAAGAUCAUUUCUCAAUCGACCUGCAGUUGAACAUGUCAAAGUCAAAUCGUACAAUUAUGGUGUGCCAACAAAUAAACGCUCACGCCCCAAUACUCAUCGACAUUAUCCGACCGAAACGAAUUCAUAUGGAAAACCAGCCGAGAUCUAUGUUUACGCUCGUAAACGUCCACUCCUACCAAGUGAAACCAAUUUUGAAGAUAUCAUUGCCGUACCGGAUGACAAACGUAUCAUUAUUGCAGAGAAUAAAGCUAAUCUGGAUUGUACACCUCUACUCAAAAAGACUGAAUUUCAAUAUGACCAUGUAUUUGGAUCUGAAGUUUCAAAUAAACAAGUAUUUGAAUCGACUGUCUUACCGUUUAUAUCGGCGAAUCAUCGACAUAAUUUAACCUAUAUUUGCUUUGGACAAACAGGAUCUGGUAAAAGUCAUACGAUAUUUGGUAGUAAGAAUACCGAUGGUUUAUUGAUUUAUUGUACUCAGUUACUUUUACAAGAAGUGAAUGUUGAUAAUAGACUUAUUUGUUCAUUUUAUGAAAUCUACAAUAACCAAGUUUACGAUUUAGUGAACGUUGGGAAAAGAUUAUUUGUACGUGAAGAUGGUGAACAUCAUGUGAAUAUUAUUGGCAUCACGGAAUUCUUAUUGAAAAGUUUAGAUAAUCUACGUUGUGUUAUCGAUGAAGGUCUUUCAAGACGACACCAUGGAAAAAGUGCAUUUAAUUCCAAUUCCUCGCGAUCACAUGCAGUUUUUCAAAUAACUCUGCAGCAUAAUUACGAUGCAUCGGAAGAUUUCAGACUUAUCUUUAUUGAUCUUGCUGGCAGUGAACGUGCAACGGAUGCUCAAAAUAACCUUCGACAAACUCGUCGUGAAGGUGCACAGAUCAAUUGUUCACUAUUAGCGUUGAAAGAAUGUAUUCGCUCUAUGGAUAUGACACACUCGCAUGCACCAUUUCGGCAAAGCAAACUAACUCACAUAUUACGCGAUUCUCUUGUCGGUUCAAAAACACGUACCUGUCUGAUGGCAAACGUUUCGCCGCCGAAUGACUGUUGUCAGUGUUCAUUAAAUACUCUUCAAUAUGCAUCACGAAUUCGAAAUAUUAGUAUUCGUCAUCGACAUCGUACAGUGACUAUGGAAAGUGUACAAACAUCUUCGGCCGACGAAACAAGCAAGGAACAGGACAUUGUUCCUGAGAAACCACAACGAAUCUCCAGUUCAGCAACGACAUCAACACCAGUUCAUCGACUCAUCUCAUCCGUUGACUCACAUAAUUAUCUUCCUAGAAAUCCAACAGAUAUUGAUACUCGCAAAACCAAGCCAUUUAAUAUCGAUUGGCAAAUGGCCGAUGACGAUCUUCCGAUUACAGGUGGAGGUGACAAUCGUGUGAUUAAAUCUCUAAUCGCCCCGAAACGUGAAUUGAAAACAACGACUCGUCAAUCAAAUCGCUUGUACGAAAAGAAAACCAAAGCAAAUGAUCAUUGUCCAUCGAGUUACUUUCCCAUGCCACAAUCUGACAUUAAGAAACCAUCAUCGAGUAAAAUAACACGAGUCUAUGAUAGUUCUCGUCUUAUGUACGAUGAUGGAAAUGACCGCAACUGGAAAGCCAUCUCUACUUCACGAACUCACCGUUUUUCAAAUGCUUCCAUCGAACAACAAUCGACUUCCGAUCAAAAUAUCCCAACUGUACCUAUGCAAACAUUCAGCAAUCACUUAUAUAGUAAUUCAACAGCUAAAGAAAGUCUUGGAGCGAAAUCAGCCAAAGUCUCCACACAUGAUCAUCGAUACCGAAAAUCGAGUGCUACAAAUGCAUUGAUCGACGAUUUAAAUUUGAAUAAAUAUCAUGAUCCCAACGAUGACGAAUCAUUAAUCUAUUCCGAUCGGCAGUCAACUUACCGAGAUCAAACAGCAUUCUUCACCAAGCGCGAUGAAUUAUUGUCGAUCAUUUCGAAUCGAUUAUCAUCUGCUAAUCAACGUUCGUCAUCGCUCGGUACUCCACGAAAGACGAAACCCACUUCUCAAAAGACAGCUUCUAAUGUGUCACAUCCAACUAAGUCGAAAAAUUUAUUUGUAUCGUCAUCCAGCAAAACAUAUCAAGCAUCUCGUCCAACUAAAACAGCAAACAAUGGCAGUUCACGAACAACUAAUCAUUUAAAGAAGUCUUCUUUGGACAAUAAAAAACCAAAAGCUAUCUCAUCAUUUGACUCGACACUUCGUUAUUCAUCGAAUCAACAGCAACGGACAUUACCAUUUCGUGUUCACUAUAGUUCCGAUUCGGACGAUAACGAGGAUAAACCACAUGUCGGUAGUGACUAUCGAAAAUCGUAUCCAUUGAAAACAUCAUCUUAUUCAACACAUAGUGAGGGUUACCAAAUCUUUGAUGAUUGCUAUCCAGUAAAGAAUGAACAAGAACCUCACAGUCAACAAAUGCAUAUACCAGCAACAUCUUCAACAACUUUACAACCAUCACUAUCUUCACCAGCAUUAGCUUCGAGCAUACCAGUUCGAUCUUCAUUUGAACAAUUAUUGGCAAAACCAAUAUCACCCGUGCCAUCAACAACUCUGAGUGAAAAACCAUGGACAUUAUCAACAUCACUUAAUUCUCCAUCUAAAGAUUUCGCUCUUCGAGUAUCUGAUCAAUUGAAUGUUUUACGUAGUUUGCUUGAAACUCAUCUAAUUGAACCAGUACAACCACCAAAAGACUCAGCAGAUCGUCCAGCAUCUCCGGGUACAUUCGCGCGAGAUUUCUUGAAAUCGUGUCGUCAAUCAACAUUCAAAACAAGUUCAUCGGACUUUCUCAGUGGUGACGAUGAUGAUCGAGAAGUGGCGAGUAAUUUCGAUACGAGAUUAUCUCCACCGCCCAUUUCUCCUUCCACUCAAUAUGGUUAUUUAUUAAAACAUGAUUAUGAACAAAUUAUUCAGCCAACUUUAUCUUCUUUCUCGGCAAAACUCAACCAAGUCAAAGAGCAUUCCACUGAAAAUAUGUCAUCACCCAAAGCAACAAAACACGAAACACAAGAACCGCAAAAUCAAGACAACCGCAUUCCGUCUACCCAAUUCGCUAACGAAAAUCAAGUGAUUCCUAUUGAAAUUACCAGUAAUCCACCAAAUAAUAAUGAUCAUACAUCUCAAAUCGAUUCCGCACAUUCAAAUCCUCCGAUCGUUCGCACUUCAUUAAAUGACUUCGAUUCUAAUCAUUCAUCCUUUCUUGUUCUACCCCCGUUUAACACACUUCAUAAAACAGAUAGAACACACUCUGAUCAGGAACAACUACUAGAUAAUGACAAAAGUACUCCGUUUCUUACCACUUCUCCAUUCAACACGAUAUUGAGCAGUUUAAAAAGUAUGCACGAAAAAGAUCUGAACUUUGGUGUUCAUACCGGCGAUGACAAACUCAUUCCUGUUACCGAUUAG
This is a messenger RNA of Adineta ricciae, 3855 nucleotides long. The record is from the annotation of a GenBank genome assembly. NCBI's taxonomy places the organism in Eukaryota, Metazoa, Rotifera, Eurotatoria, Adinetida, Adinetidae.